This is a messenger RNA of Penicillium samsonianum, 1377 nucleotides long. It is a transcript of the gene erg13, whose product is annotated as hydroxymethylglutaryl-CoA synthase. NCBI's taxonomy places the organism in Eukaryota, Fungi, Ascomycota, Eurotiomycetes, Eurotiales, Aspergillaceae. The transcript has 3 exons. Gene Ontology annotation, biological process: acetyl-CoA metabolic process; ergosterol biosynthetic process. The coding region runs from base 1 to 1377 and encodes 458 amino acids. The record is from RefSeq and is a predicted model, not a curated record. Gene Ontology annotation, molecular function: hydroxymethylglutaryl-CoA synthase activity.
AUGGCUGCUCGUCCCCAAAACAUCGGCAUCAAGGCCAUUGAGGUCUAUUUCCCUACUCAGUGUGUCGACCAGGUCGAGCUCGAGAAGUACGAUGGCGUCGCUGCUGGAAAAUACACCAUCGGUCUCGGACAGACCAAGAUGAGCUUCUGUGAUGACCGUGAGGACAUCUACUCCAUGACCCUCACCGUCCUCUCCUCCCUCAUGAACAAAUACAACAUCGACCCCAAGUCCGUUGGAAGACUCGAGGUUGGCACCGAGACCCUUUUGGACAAGUCCAAGUCCGUGAAGUCCGUUCUCAUGCAGCUUUUCGCUCCUCACGGAAACACCAACAUUGAGGGUGUCGACAACGUCAACGCCUGCUACGGUGGUACCAACGCUGUUUUCAACAGCAUCAACUGGGUCGAGUCCUCCGCCUGGGAUGGCCGUGAUGCCGUUGUGGUCUGUGGUGAUAUUGCUCUGUACGCCGCUGGUGCUGCCCGCCCCACUGGUGGUGCAGGCUGCGUUGCCAUGGUCAUCGGCCCCGAUGCCCCUAUCGUCUUCGAGCCCGGUCUCCGUGCCUCCUACCUCACCCACGCCUACGAUUUCUACAAGCCUGACCUCACCAGCGAGUACCCCGUCGUCGAUGGUCACUACUCCCUUCGGUGCUACACUGAGGCUGUCGAUGCCUGCUACAAGGCCUACGACGCCCGUGAGAAGUUCCUGAAGGCCCAGACCAACGGUACUAACGGUGUCCUCGACGAGUCCCGGUCCCCUCUGGACCGGUUCGACUACAUUCUGUUCCACGCCCCUACUUGCAAGCUUGUCCAGAAGUCCUACGCUCGUAUGCUCUACAAUGACUUCCUGGCCAACCCCUCGCACCCCGCUUUCGCCGAGGUUGCCCCCGAGCUCCGCGACCUGGACUACGAGAAGUCUCUUACCGACAAGGUUGUUGAGAAGACCUUCAUGGGUCUGACCAAGAAGCGUUUCGCCGAACGUGUCAACCCUGGUCUCCAGGUCGCCACCCAGUGUGGUAACAUGUACACUGCCACCGUUUACGGCGGUUUGGCCAGUCUGCUUAGCAACGUCGCUUUCGACCCCAAGGAGUCCAAGCGCAUCGGUCUGUUCAGCUACGGUUCCGGUCUUGCCAGCUCCAUGUUCAGCGCCAAGAUUGUCGGCGAUGUGUCCAACAUGGUUGAGAAGCUUGACCUCCAGAACCGCCUCAAUGCUCGCACUAUCCUCGAGCCUGCUGCGUACGAUGCCAUGUGCAAGCUCCGUGAGCACGCCCACCUGAAGAAGGACUUCAAGCCCACUGGUAACACCGAGACUAUUGGAUCCGGUGUCUACUACCUGACUGAGGUGGAUGACAUGUUCCGCCGCAAGUACGAGAUCAAGGCUUAA